Messenger RNA from Cyphellophora attinorum, 999 nucleotides. RefSeq lists its product as uncharacterized. The coding region runs from base 1 to 999 and encodes 332 amino acids. Gene Ontology annotation, biological process: water transport; glycerol transmembrane transport. The record is from RefSeq and is a predicted model, not a curated record. The transcript is spliced from 5 exons. NCBI's taxonomy places the organism in Eukaryota, Fungi, Ascomycota, Eurotiomycetes, Chaetothyriales, Cyphellophoraceae. Gene Ontology annotation, molecular function: glycerol channel activity; water channel activity. Gene Ontology annotation, cellular component: plasma membrane.
AUGGGCAUCGAACCUCAAUACGCCUCAACUCAUCACUCUGAGAAAGCCGGCGAGAUGUCUGACUCCUCAUCCAAGGAUUUUACCCCUGCUCCACCAGCAAUGGUGCAACCGCCACCACAUGCAGAACACGGUCCUAUCAUUGACCACAAAAUACCACAGGAGGAUGCCGUGCCUUCGCGGCCGGACUUGUGGUGGGCUCGGACAAGACGCACGCUGCGAGAGCCCUUUUCAGAGUUCUUCGGUGUCUUCAUCCUGAUCCUGUUCGGUGACGGUGUGGUUGCUCAAGUUGUCCUGUCCGAUGGCAAGAAGGGUGACUACCAAUCAAUUUCGUGGGGCUGGGGUAUUGGUGUCAUGCUAGGUGUCUAUGCUUCUGGCAUCUCCGGCGCCCACAUCAACCCAGCAGUCACUUUCGCCAACUGUGUCUUCCGAAACAUGGCUGCCUCGGCGGUGGUGUAUGGCAACUACAAAUCCGCCAUUGAUCAAUUCGAGGGCGGUCCUGACAUCAGGACCGUUGGCGGGGCGACCUCCACAGCCGGCAUCUUCUGCACCUACCCAGCCGAAUUUAUGACCAGAACUGGCAUGUUCUUCUCCGAGUUCAUCGCCUCAACUAUUUUGAUGUUCUGCAUUUACGCACUCAAGGACGACGGAAACAUCGGUGCAGGAAACCUUACACCCCUUGGAUUGUUCUUCAUCAUCUUUGGUAUUGGCGCUUGCUUUGGUUGGGAAACCGGCUAUGCUAUCAACCUGGCCCGUGACUUUGGCCCUCGUCUUGUGUCAUACAUGAUCGGAUAUGGUCAUGAGGUCUGGAGUGCUGGCGGCUACUACUUCUGGAUUCCAAUGGUUGCACCCUUCUUUGGCUGCAUGUUCGGUGGAUGGUUGUAUGAUGUCUUCCUAUUCACAGGAGACUCACCUAUCAACACUCCGUGGAUGGGACUCAAGCGUUUCAUCAAGCCCACGCGGUCGACCUGGUCGAACACUGCUAGCGAGCUGUACGUCUGA